AUGUUCGACCACACCGCCUACCCGCACAUUAUGGAGGCCAUCCUCUCGCACGCCUCACCCGACGUGCUGCGCGCCAUCGGCCUCACCUCGCGGCACUUCCUCUCCGUGACAGACAAGCUGCUCGACUCGCAGACGCUCACUCUUUCCUUACUUCCGUGGCGCCCGUCGCCCUGCCGCUCCCUACUCGGGCCUUGCGGGGGCCGCCCGGACACGGCGGACACGGAAAUCGUCCUGUGCGGGCACGGCUGGAUGGUCCGCGCAGCCGGCCUGCGCGCGCUGCAUCACACGCGCGCAAUCGACGCCAACGCCGACGUUGAAUGGGGUCUGCAGAUGGUGUGGAGCUUAUUCUUCUGGCUCCUCCCGCGCGCGGCUGUGCGCGGCGGCCCCGCCGUCCUCCACUGUGCGGCGGACGAGGUGAUCGUUGCCUUUGACGGACACACCGCUCUCGAGCCGCGGUACACCCAGUACUCGCACAAGCGCGUUGUGGUGCGCUACGAGGGCGCGGGAGGCGAGUCGACGGGACGGCGGAGCACGGUGCGCGUUCUGUCGACGGAGGAGUGUCAGGCGGAAAUCGGCGACGAGCAGUACGCGAUCGAGACGGCGUGGUAG
Molecule: messenger RNA, 609 nt
Organism: Cutaneotrichosporon oleaginosum
Lineage: Eukaryota; Fungi; Basidiomycota; Tremellomycetes; Trichosporonales; Trichosporonaceae
Source: RefSeq, a predicted model, not a curated record